GGGCGCUGUCUCACUAGGAAGCAGGGAUUUCGCGCUGUUAUAUGUGAAUCCUCUAGCACCUGGUUCUGGGCAUCUGUGAACUCAUUCUGGCAGUGGUAAUGAAGAUGAUAAUGAGGAUGUAAAGAUAUGCUGUUACUGAUUAUGGAAGACAAUGAUGAUGAUGGUGACACAAAACUCAAGGAAGAGGUAGAAGCUGAACUGGACAAAAUUAGCAUUUCUUCCUUGGGAAAAGAUGAGGUUGAAAGUGAUUCAGAAACAGAAACUCACAGUGACGAUAGCAGUACUGGUUCAGUUGAAUUGCCAGAGUCAGUUCUUCACUGUAUCAACGUCAUCAAGAAUAAGAGCAAAACUGCUGAAGAACUCAUUCUUCAGGACCUAGAAGACACUGGUAUCUUUAGUUGUAGUUCUGGCACAGCUUCUAGCAAUCAUAUGCAUUUAAGGAUAGGAUCAUCAAGAGAACUGAAAGGAAAUUCUGAGCAAUUAAUGAGGAUAUUAUCUGGAAUAGAAAAAGAAGAAUUUAUAAGAAGUCAAAUCCAUUCUGCUAUGUCCAUUUCUGUUUCUGAGAUUGAUCCUGUUGAUGAAUCCAUGGAUGAAUGUGUUUUACCAGAUGAUGCUGAUAUGAAGUUUGGAUACUUUGAAGUAGAAGAAAGAUGUAGAAAGUCUUUUGAAGCUUGGCAAGACAAACAGAAAGAACUAGAAGACCAAGAUAAAGAAUGUCUUAAAGCUCAGAGGGAUAUAGAAAACAAGCAAUUUGAAGAAGAAGAAGAAAAGAGACAUUGCUGGAUAAAACAAUUUGAAGCUGAAAAGAAAAAAUUAGAGAAUAUUCAGAAGCAAGACCAGGAUAAAAUGAAUGAUGAACUCCAUAAAGAAGAGAAAAUGUGGAAAGAGAAGUUUAGACAACAUGAGGAGUUUAUUAGAAACUUGCAUUUACAAAUAGAUGAAGAACAAACAAGGUUUAAUGAGUUACGAGAAAAAGAAAAGGCACGUUCAUUAGAAUUACGGCAUAAUGCAGUUGUAAAAAUUCAAGCUAAAUAUAAAGCAUUUGUAACUUACCGAAAAUAUGCCCCAAUCAUAAAAGAACAAAUAGAAAGGAAGAAAAGGAAAGCACAGGAGUGGGAGGAAAUCGACCUAAAAAUCAGACAGAAGGAGGAAGAAAGACGAAGAAAAUUUGAGGAGGAACAAAGGAUAGAAGAGAUAAAAAAGCAGAUGCAGGAGGAAAAGAAACGGAGAGAAACUGAAUAUGAAGAGCAAAAGAACACUCUGCGGCAACGAAGAGAGGAUCUACGAAACAAGGAGAAAGCAAGAUUAGAAGACAGCCGACAGCUGACCAUGAACUGUGCGUUAGGGUGGGAGGAAUACCGUGGGAAACCCUUAACUGUCACAGACGCGUCCAAGAGUAAGAGUGUAGCCAAAGAGCUAGUGAGCCCGCACUCACAGAAGCGAGAUGGCUGGCUAGUUCCGCAAGCAAACAAGAGAGAAAAUGUGUAUAGACAGCCUGCACUGAAAGAAUCAACAGAAGUAAAAUUAAAACCAAAUCAAGCCAUUUUUGUAGACUCAAAAAUGAAGGAAAAAAGUGAAGACUUAUCAAAAACCCAAUGUUUUGAAAAGUUGGUUAAACCAGAGCUAAAGUAUGAAGAUAUUGACAAAAAAACCGAAUUGGAAAACUCAGACCUAAAAGAAAAUGAGAAUGUACAGUGCCAGGGGCAAGAAUUAAAGCCUCAGACUCAAAAAGAGGAAAGUAUGGCACACACCACAAGGGAGACUGUGGGACAGGAAACCCACGUGAUAUCCGGGCAUGAUCGAAGGAGUGAGGUGAACAACAGGGACGCACAGAAAACCAUUAAAGAUGACCAAGAGGGGUUGAUGGGAAAAGUAGAAAACAAAGAGAUACUUGAAGAAAAUAAUACUUCAGUUAUUCCAGCGAAGGAAAUACUAUCACCAUCCUUAAAAAAUCCUGAAGCUGUAGAGGAAAAUGUAAUACUAGAAGACAAAGUGAUUGACAGGAAGUCAGAAGGAAUGGAGGAAGUCCCCAAAGACUACGCUCUGCCUUGUGAUACUGUGAUUGUUGACACGGGCACCUUGGGGCACACAGAAGGCAAAACAAAUCAGCAGGAUUAUGUCUUAGGUAAUCUUGCUCCCAGUGGUGAUGUGGAUAAUUACAAUGCAAAACACCUCUUGAUUUCUGAAAAGGAAAGCUCUCUUAAAUCUGAGAUGAAAGAAAUUCUGGAACAGUGGCAAGAAUCCAGGGCUGAAUGUGACAGUGUCAUGCCCUGCCCAGUCCCACAGGUAACAUUUUUAUCUUCCAUUAAAGAAAGGAGACAAGCUUGGAUAAAAUCAUUUAAACCUUGGUUUGAAAUCUUCAAGCAAAAUCAACACAAGAAUGUCAUUAAAAGAAAGAGAUUUGUGAAGUGCCUAGCCAGUAAGAUGCCUCCUUUGGAUUCCUCGGAAAUUCUUCGGCAUGGCCCUUGGGAUACUUUACAGCAGGUUACAACUAUUACAUUGCAGGAUUUGACCAGCUGCUGUCUGUCUACAUUGGCAGAGUGCCCAAAUCUUCAGCUUCUGUCUCUCCAACGCUGUGGAUUACGUUCCUUGCAUGGGCUGAACAACUGCAAAAACCUUAAGUAUAUUGAUGCACAGGAGAACCAUAUUGAAACUAUCAAUUGUGAAAAUUUGGAAAGCCUUUGUGUUGUUCUUCUUAAUAAAAAUCAGCUGACUUCUAUUCAUGGUCUGGAUGGAUGCAUUAAUAUCCAAAAUCUUGAACUUUCACAUAAUAAAAUCACUCGAAUCAGUGGUUUGGAAUCUUUGAAAUAUCUUCAACAAUUAACUGUGGACCAUAAUCAGUUAAUUAGUACAAAAGGCCUUUCUGAAGCACCUACCAUAAUAUACCUAGAUUGCUCACACAACCAUCUUACUGAUGUUGAGGACAUUGGAAACUGUGGAUUGCUCCAAAUAGUGAAGUUGCAGGGAAAUUAUCUAAGAGAGCCCCCAUCCUUAAAGAAUCAUGUUCUACUAAGAAAACUGCAUCUGGAUGAUAACAGCAUUUCUACUGUGGAAGAACUUUCUUCAUGUUGGCUGCCCUUACUACAAGAUCUUACAAUCUCUCAAAACAGUUUGACAAAAUUUGUACCGCUUUUUCAUUUUGUGUCUUUGGAAAAACUAGAUGUCAGCAACAAUUGUUUUUCUGAUCUGGAAAGUGCAAUACAUUGGUUUCGUGAUUGUAAUUCUCUCCGUGAACUCUGUAUCACUGGAAACCCAAUUCUUCAAGAAAGAAACUGGAGGAAUUCUCUACUUAAAGUGUUGCCUGCUCUAAGAAUCCUCAAUGGUGACGUGCUGAACUCUUCCUCAGACAUCCAUAUUGAACAACACUAUGAAGACCUACACUGCUUCUUGGCGCUUUGUCAGUCUCAGAUUCAAGAAUUCACCUCACUAACUGAAAAGUUUACCACUCAAGAAGGGAAUGUUUUCACUUUGCAUGCUGUAGACAACCUCUGUCUCUACUACAGGAAUUUAAUGAGACUUAGUAAUGAAUGCAGACGUGCACAUGAACAUGGGGAUGUAGAUAUCACCAAGAGAGAUGAACUGGACACCCAGCAAAUCCAUUCAGCAUUUUCCAACAAUGACAGCACACUGCAAAAUGGAGUCUUCCGCUCUGAGGCUAACAAACAUAGAGCGGACUCACCAGCUAUUUCUAAGAAACGGAUGGACUUUGGCCGUAUACCUUCCCCAUUAAACUGCGAAGAAGUAGUAGAGGGACGAAAUCAGGAAAAGUUCUUAGGACAGAAGAGUGAAGACAGAAGGAUAAGCAGCAUCUCUACGAAAAGAAUCUCGUUCGCAGAAACGGGAACGGCAAAUUCUUCCAUGAAUAAUCAUGAAAAUAUCAAGCACAGCAAAGCCUAUAUGGCAGCUGUGCUAAUCCAAGCCCACUGGCGUGGUUACACUGUACUCAGACAGAUUAAUGUUUCUCCAAAGAUGCAUCCUACUUUAACAGAACCCCUGCAUAAUACCUACAUCAAUAAUCAGACUACUUCAAGUAAAGAAAGACGAGAAAAUGUUAUGACUGUCCAAGAACAGAGGGAGAAGGCUGCCCUUCUUAUUCAGGCAGUUUGGAAGGGCUUUAUUUUACGAAAGAAACUGGCGACAGCUCUAGAGGCUAUCAGGAAUGAAGAAUCUGGAGAAGAAUAUGAAGAAAUAGAUUUAGAGGAUUUUACAUUCGAUGAAGAUGCCUUGGAGAAAGACUGGCUAGCAUUAGAUUCCACCCGCUUCCCUUCACAAACACUGCCUCUCUCCAACCAGCUGGCCUGGCCAAAGAACUCUAGAAUUUUGAAAUAUGAUGAAGCUCCGCUUGAUAUAGCAGCUCAUCCAACUCAAGCAUGGCAAUGCAACGAAAAAGAAAAUUUGCUUUCCUCAGAACACACUCCAUUAAGUACCAGAUCAGAAAAGAGAACGUUAUUCUGGACGCCUCAAUCAAAGACAAGUAUAAAGAAUUUCCGAAAAUCUGAAAAAGAAGAAAAAAUUUCAGAAGAAUGGGGCUUUAAGGAUAUUUCUACUGCGCAGCAAAUGCUGAAAAGGGCACAGAAAAUGAAAUCAAAGAAAUUAAGGGAAAAAAUGGAUCCGUCUGUGCGCCUCGCAUUAUUCAAACACAACAAAAAUAAAGUUUCUGUUACAAAAUCAACAAAGAAGACACAGCUGAGAAGUGAUAGUUGUUUUGAAGGUAAAGAGGAAGACUUUAUCUGUAAGGACACCACCGCGAAAGAGAAAUUGGAAAGGAGUAAAGAGUACACAUACCAAUGGCUCCACACACAAGUUGGGAUUCAUGAAACAACUAGUUCCAGAAUUAUGAAAUGCAGUCACUUCUUGCCUGAGUUAAAUCCAGAUGUACUUAAUGGUGGAAGAGUUCAACUUGUGGCAAGGCUUGUAAGCAGAGAAGACACGGAUUUAGACCUUUCUUCCAUGACCAGUGGAAGCGCUUUGUCUGUGAACAGAGAAAAAAAAAGUCAGGCACACAGACACUCAGCGGGAUCUUCAAGUAAGCUGUGGUUUCCUUCAGAACUAAUUUAG
Molecule: messenger RNA, 5058 nt
Organism: Nannospalax galili (Upper Galilee mountains blind mole rat)
Lineage: Eukaryota; Metazoa; Chordata; Mammalia; Rodentia; Spalacidae
Gene: Lrriq1
Product: leucine rich repeats and IQ motif containing 1
Exons: 27
Coding region: 127-5058 (1643 amino acids)
Molecular function (GO): protein binding
Source: RefSeq, a predicted model, not a curated record